UAUUUUUUUUCCCUAUUUUGCAACUACAGCCGUAAAGUUCUUCCUUUACUCCAAGGCCCCCCCUACUCCUCGCUUCUCCUUGAGGUGUCCACGUCACUGCCUGAUUCUUCUUAUACUUUUUCCUAUAUGAUUGUAUGUUAUAUUCGCCAACACUUAGUGGCGUGGACACCUGUUAUAGGUCUUAGGCAGGGACUCCCGUCCUGGGCUGACGUCAUCACUACUCUGCUUAGCUGUGUUAGGCCCCCGAAUACGGGGAAAGACGCAUGCGGUUAUCCUGGGUGCAGUCAUGUGGUGGCCGACCAGGUUUAUGUCAGGCCGGGUGACAGCUUGUGCUUCUUGUUUGAUGCAAAGAUUUUCUACAGGAACACAGCGGCUUUCUUUGAAUUUACCAAAAAGGUAUCUCGGGCAGCCUAGUCCUUUUACCCAUUCACAUCUCUUAAAACAAGGGGAGGUGACCCCAGGAUUGACACAGACAGAGUAUGCCCUUCGCCGUCACAAGCUGAUGUUUAAAAUCCAGAAAGAAUCUGAAGAUUUGGGCCUUGAAACCGAUCAUGCUGCGAUUUUCUUAUCAAAUGCGACCUUAUAUAUGUCAAAUGACAUUCCUUUUCCCUUUCAUCAGAACAAUGACUUUCUAUACUUGUGUGGAUUCUUAGAGCCAGAUAGCAUUCUUCUUAUACAAAGCAAACCAGGACACUCCAUGCCGUCUCACAUAGCCACACUCUUUGUACCACGGAGAGAUCCUGGACGGGAAUUAUGGGAUGGCCCCCGCUCUGGCCCUGACGGAGCUGUUGCACUGACUGGUGUAGACCAAGCAUAUCCGAUAGAGGAAUUUAAGCAUAUACUACCCAGGCUUCUUGAUGAUAAGGUGACAUUAUGGUAUGACUCUACAAGGCCGUCUCACCAUUCUUUACACUCUAACUUCAUCCAACCUGUUCUAGAGUCAAACUCCAAGUUCAAGAAUAGGAUCAAGUCCACACGGCUCCUCAUGCAGCAGCUCCGUUUAAUAAAAUCUCAAGAUGAAAUUGAGCUUAUGAAAAAAGCCGGACGUAUUUCUUCACAUGCUUUUAUAGAGACUAUGCACUGGUGUAAGCCUCCCGUGGAUGAAGCUUUAAUAUAUGCCAAGUUUGAUUUUGAGUGUCGAGCCCGAGGUGCCGAAAUUCUUGCUUACCCGCCCGUGGUCGCUGGAGGAAAUAGAGCAAAUACUCUGCACUAUGUGAAAAAUAACCAGAUAGUCAAGCCUGGGGAGAUGGUUCUGUUGGAUGGCGGCUGUGAAGCAUCCUGCUACGUCAGUGACAUUACCCGUACGUGGCCUGUGAAUGGCAAGUUUACUGCCGCACAACAAGAACUCUAUGAGGCUGUCCUGGAGGUGCAGAAGUCUUGCAUAAGUCUUUGUAUCCCAGGCACAAGCCUGGAAAACCUCUAUAGUCAUAUGUUGAGUGAACUGGGAAAUAAACUCAGAGACCUAGGCAUUGUGCAGAAAAGGUGCAGUGACACCCUGCUUUACAGAGCAGCACGUAGGUAUUGCCCACACCAUGUUGGACAUUAUCUAGGCAUGGACGUGCAUGACACUCCAGAUAUGUCCCGAUCUCUACCUCUACAGCCAGGCAUGGUGAUAACUAUAGAACCAGGUAUUUAUAUUCCGGAGAAUGACACUGAAGUCCCUGAAAAAUACAGAGGCCUAGGAAUCCGCAUUGAAGACGAUAUUGUGAUCACGGAAGAGACUCCCUUGAUUUUAUCAGCUGACUGUCCCAAAGAAGUGUAUGAGAUACAAGUGUGUUUGCGCGGUCACUGAUGUAGUUUAAACUGUCAGAUUUGUAUAAGACUCCUUAAAGGAUGGGUCACACAUGGCGUAUACGCAGCAUAUUUCACGGUGCGCAAAAACCGCUGUGGAUUUUGAACAGCGUACGUUUCGCUUCCCAUUGACUUCAAAGCAAAAUCAUCUGCAGAAAAACUUGCAGCAAAUACUGUACCUGUGACCAUCCCGAAUGCAAAUCAUUGCCAUCGAGGAAACUAAAUUUCGGCAUGCUUAUGAAUAACACAAGUAAAUAGGAAAUUGUGCAAAACGCAGGUCAUCCAGUGCAAAUAUAUACUUAAAGGGGAACUCCAGUUCUAUCCACAGGACUGAUCACGGAGGUCCUAUCACUAGGACCCCUGGCUUGCUGUGCUAGGCUUCGGAGCAGCCGUGGUCAAUACGCCCCCUCCAUUCAUGUCUAUGGAAGAGACGAAGAUACAGUGUUCCCAUAUCUCCCAUAUAGAGACAUGUAGGGGACUUGUUGACCACCGCUUUGGGCUGUGGUCAACAGUAAUCUGACACAGGGCGGAGGUCGCUCAGUCCAUGCGGAUUACCAGGGUGCUGGGUAGGAGAUCAUUUUUUUUUUGGGGGGGGGGGCCCUUCAGACACUUGUCUAGUAGCAGAGUUCCCCUUUAUAAUUGUAUACUUAUUUUCCUUUAAAUAAGCUUAAGUCAUUCUAAAAACAAUAUAUUUUUGUACCAUUCACUGUACACACAGAGCUAUAGCUAUGCAUUUAUAUUUAUGAAGCAGGCUGGGCAUUAUUGCCUUGUGGUGCUCUACUGAUCAGCGCCAUUUUGGAGAGCCCACUGGUGAUUGCCCCCAACCCAGUCCUCAGGGCCCACCAACAGUCCAGGAUUUUAACUUUUCCCCAUUCUUUUAUGACUACUAGCAUAAGAGUAACUCAGAAAACCGGAAAUUUUGGUGGACCUUGAGGACUGUGUUUGGGACCACUGGUCUUGGCCAUUGCAGCAUGUUAACUGAGCAGUCAGGAGCCUAUAAAGAGAUUGCAUAGGAAAUACUCCUAUAUAUAUUUGUGUGGUCACCUGUACAGGUCAAGUGAUUGACAGGUGAGUAAAACAUGUAGACGUGGAAUCUGAGGGGGAAAUGUUUAGGAAUAUAUACAGAAACAAAUUGGUUUUAAACAAUUUUGUGUUCAAUAAUUGUGCCUGUCCAGAAAUGUGCUUUUAUUUUACAAUGUCUAAGGGUAUGUUCACACUGGUUAAGGUGUGAGCGGAAUGUUCACUUACAAAAUCUGCUCCAAAACGCAGUUUUUUUUCUUCGCAGAAUUCGCGUGGGAUUCGCGUGGAAUUUGCGCUGAAUUCCGCGCAGAAAUGAAAGAAUAGGACACACAGUAAUGCACGAAUUCCGCGGAAGCGUGGCGGACUGCCAAAAACUUUUACAUUUACUUCUAUGGAGUUACGAGCCGAAUUCCGCAUGAAGAAAGAACAUGUUCAUUCUUCAUGCGGAACGGAAUUCUGUGACAGAAUUCCGCUAGCGGAAUUUCCUCAGUGUGAACUGAAGAGAAGAAAGUUAACUACAUACUAUGGGGUACAGCACUGCUGAAUGAAUUGGAAAGGAAUAAGCGAGCAGAAUUACUCGGGGAAAUUCCUCUCCAAUUCCUCAGUGUGAACCAGUGUACCUAUCAGAUUCCACAAAAAGAUAUGUUACUAAAUACCUAAUCCUGACCGUGUAAUUGUUUUUCCUCUAUCCCCUAUAUUUAUUAUAAAAAUCCCUCUUUUCAUUACCUCACAGUGUUAGAAAUCCUCUCAGGGGAAGGAGGCGUGUCAAUCUUUGUGGUGGUGGUGGAAGGCGAUUGGUGUGUGGUGGGAGGGGGCGUAUCCAUCCUUGUGGUGGUGGGAGGUGAUUGGUG
Molecule: messenger RNA, 3662 nt
Organism: Hyla sarda
Lineage: Eukaryota; Metazoa; Chordata; Amphibia; Anura; Hylidae
Gene: XPNPEP3
Product: X-prolyl aminopeptidase 3
Exons: 10
Coding region: 287-1792 (501 amino acids)
Cellular component (GO): mitochondrion
Molecular function (GO): metalloaminopeptidase activity; manganese ion binding
Source: RefSeq, a predicted model, not a curated record